Molecule: messenger RNA, 1859 nt
Organism: Argentina anserina (silverweed cinquefoil)
Lineage: Eukaryota; Viridiplantae; Streptophyta; Magnoliopsida; Rosales; Rosaceae
Exons: 4
Coding region: 1-1752 (583 amino acids)
Biological process (GO): interstrand cross-link repair; double-strand break repair via nonhomologous end joining
Molecular function (GO): 5'-3' DNA exonuclease activity; damaged DNA binding
Source: RefSeq, a predicted model, not a curated record
AUGUCGAUCGAAAUGCCCAAAGGUCUACCCUUUUCAGUUGACACGUGGAGUCCUUGUUCAAAGAGAAAGCGUCACCAUUUCUUAACCCACGCUCACAAAGACCACUCGGUUGGGAUCUCCUCUCACUUUUCUUACCCUAUUUACUCUACUCAUCUCACCAAAACCCUCCUUCUUCAACACUACCCCAAGCUUGAUGAGUCUUUGUUUGUGGGCAUUGAAGCUGGGAAGUCUGUAGUUAUUGAUGACCCUGAUGGUGUCUUCACUGUUUCGGCUUUCGAUGCUAAUCACUGUCCUGGGGCUGUGAUGUUCUUGUUUGAAGGAGAGUUUGGUAAUGUUCUCCACACUGGAGAUUGCAGACUCACUCCUGAAUACCUGCAACGUUUACCAGAGAAGUACCUUGGUAAGAAAGGGAAGAAGCGUAGAUGUCAACUCGAUUAUGUUUUCCUAGAUUGCACGUUUGGGAAAUACUAUCACAGUUUCCCUAGCAAGUAUUCAGCAAUCCAGCAGGUCAUCAAUUGUAUAUGGAAGCAUCCUGAUGCAACCGAGGUGUAUUUGGCCUGUGAUCUUCUCGGUCAGGAAGAGAUACUGGUCGAUGUGUCCCGUACAUUUGGAUCAAAAAUAUAUGUUGACAGAGUCACCAAUCCUGAGUAUUUUGAUGCUCUGACAGUCAUAGCUCCUGAAAUUAUCUCCCAAGAUCCAUCUUCCCGCUUCCAGGUGCUUGAUGCAUUUCCGAAACUUAAUGAGAGAGCCAAAGUAAAGUUUGCAGAGGCUCACAUUAAUUUGAAGUCUGAGCCUCUCAUAAUUCAUCCUUCAGCACAGUGGUAUGCUUGUGAGGUAGAAUUGCUAGAUAACGAAACUCAAAGAAAAUUGAGGUUCAAUGAAGCAGUAAAGGAUCAAUUUGGCGUUUGGCAUGUUUGUUACUCGAUGCACUCGUCUAGGGAAGAAUUAGAGUGGGCUCUGUGGCUUCUAGAACCUAAAUGGGUUGUUUCCACCACACCCAGUUGCAGGGCUAUGGAGCUGAAUUAUGUUAAGAAGAACUGUUUGACCUCUCGAAUAUCUCCAACUGAUCUCCUCUGGAAACUUUUAGACAUUAGCAUGGAACAUUCUUCUGUUGCAGCUGUAUCAAUUGAAUAUAUUGAAUCUUCAGUGUCUGAAGAGCCCAGUCAAAGUCCUGCAGUUUCUCAGUUUCUGCUGAUAAAAAAAAUUUCUUCCCCGAAAAAGUUCUUCAGUUUCUCUCCUCCUAGGAAAAGACCGCCUGUCACCUUAUUUGGUAGAGCUAGGUUUGGGUUUCAAGAAUCAGCUGUUCAAAUCACAGAGAAGAACAUUUUAUACCUUGAAGAUAAAGCUUUGCAAGAUGUGGACAAUAUAGUUGGAGGAAAGUUCUCCAACAAAGGGGAAGAAAGCAAUGAGCAGAGAUGCUGCAGCAAGAUUUUGGUGAAAAAGGCGGAUGGAAGUGCUUAUAAAAUACAUUGCGAAAAGGCAGAGGAGAUAAAGGCUGAAUUGGAUCAUGCACAACUCAGUUCAUGGGAUGAACAUGAUCCGAAGUAUGAGCUGGAUAAGAAAAGACCAAUUGAACUAGAAACUCACAAGAUUCCCAUUUCUGUUGGGUCACCAAAUUGCUUCAAUGAAAGAUUCAGAAAAUUAUACAGGUCAAUGAAUGUGGCUGUGCCUCGGCCUCUUCCUUCUUUGGUCGAACUUAUGAAUGCUUGCAAGCGUGCUAAGAGGAGAGUUGAUUUCUCACCUUGUAAUUAAGUCACCAGUCCGUUCUCUGCUUUGAUUAUCCAACUGGUAAGAAAGAACAGUAUAGAAGUUCUACAACACGUAUGUAUAGCUAUUGUGGUGGUUAUGCUGUAUGUUGA